AUGUCACCAGAUGCUACUCUUAAAAGAGAGGAUUUAGCUUCAAAUGCUACGUUUAAAAACGAAAAACGUUUUCCAAAUGGUUCUGUAUCAGGAACGUAUCGUUACAAAGACGAGAGCGGUAAUACAGUUUUCGUUAGAUAUUAUGCUGACGAUUCAAGUUAUGGUGUAGAACUUAAAAGCGUGAGAAACGUUGAAGAUGAUUCAGAACAGUUAAACAAUUACCCGGGAAAAUUUAACAAAGGUGUUAAAGAUCGUCAUAAAACUGAAGACGAAUACGAAAUUUUCCUUGAAAAUGUUCUCAAACCAUCCGAGAAACAUAACAAAGAGAGGGUUCGAAUAUAUGUUGAUAAACAUAAAAGGAAAACAAGAAAAUAUCCUAACCGAUUUAAAAAGUCUGAGCGUUGUGUGCGAUUUUAA
Molecule: messenger RNA, 417 nt
Organism: Melitaea cinxia (Glanville fritillary)
Lineage: Eukaryota; Metazoa; Arthropoda; Insecta; Lepidoptera; Nymphalidae
Exons: 3
Coding region: 1-417 (138 amino acids)
Source: RefSeq, a predicted model, not a curated record